Molecule: messenger RNA, 1120 nt
Organism: Amphibalanus amphitrite
Lineage: Eukaryota; Metazoa; Arthropoda; Thecostraca; Balanomorpha; Balanidae
Product: monocarboxylate transporter 9-like
Exons: 3
Coding region: 132-539 (135 amino acids)
Biological process (GO): monocarboxylic acid transport; transmembrane transport
Molecular function (GO): monocarboxylic acid transmembrane transporter activity
Source: RefSeq, a predicted model, not a curated record
GAGCGGCUGUGGUGUGGUGUGCGGCGGCCGUUGCGUUCUUCUGACGUCUGGUGUGUGCUGUGCGGCAGCUGCUGAUCGGCUACCUGGGAGACCAUCGCUGGGUGUCCGGCACAGCGCUCUAUGUGGCCUGUAUGCUCUGCUCCGGCGGCGCCAUGGCACUGGUUCCCUCCUGCCACUCGUACUCAGCACUGGUCGCGGUGUCAUCGGUAUUCGGGUUCUGCAUUUCGGCCAAUUACACGCUGGCGCCGACCAUACUUGUGAGCCUGAUCAGCAUCGACAACUUCACCAGCGCCUACGGCCUGCUGUUGCUGGCACAGGGGCUGGCCAACCUGGUGGGGCCGCCGCUCUGUGGCCUGCUGCAUGACCUGACGGCCACCUACGAGCUGACUUUUCUGGUGGCCGGCGCGGCGGUCAGCGUGUCCGGCGCGCUGCUCUGUCUGGCUCGGCUGGCCCGCGCCGCGCGCGCCAGCCACCGCGCUCUGAAGAGGGUCGCCUCCAGUGAGCGCUCUGAACGCCGAGCCGGCGCUGCCAGCCUCUGAGCGGCCGCAGCUCGGUGACACUGCAGGCCCGCGCUCGGGGCCGGCCGACAAUCGGCGCCCACCGAUAUCGUAGCCUUAGAACAGUCUUUCUGUCCGAUAUGGCUUCUAGUCUGGAGCUUCUCCCUCCCUCCGAGCCCGGACGCAGCUGGCCUCGGCAUUGCUGUAGUGUGCGUGUGCGUGUGUGUGUGCCGACAAUGCGCCCACCGAUAUCGUAGCCUUAGGACAGUCUUUCUGUCCGAUAUGGCUUCUAGUCUCUGUAUGUGUGUGCGUGUGCGGGUGCGUGUGCGCGUGCGCGCGUGUGUGUGUGUGAUGUGGUUUUCUCGUCGCAUCUGGCACAGGUGCUGUGAAUCCAGCGACGUCCAGUGUCCACCGUAUGUCACUGCUGUGCCGGCCAGUCAGCUGCCGUCCGGAGGGAAAAAAACCGUAUCUGGGUCAGUUUUUUUCAAAAACAAAAAUGAUCAGGAGACUGGAGAGGCAAAAACGCGUUUUGAUUAUUAAUAGCCGCUAUAUCUGUCCAUUAACAAAAUUUAAGAUGCCGUCGAGAUCAGAUUGAAGAAACAAUAAAUUCAGUCAAAAUGGUU